CUGAACUUGUACUUUGGAGUUAGCAGGAUGAGGGGCUGCUAUUCUCUAGGGGAUAAAGACUGACAUUUUUAGGAAGUGGCCCAGCUAUUAAGGAAACCACUACUGCUCCCAUACACACCCUGUCCCAUAGGGAGUGGGGGGAAGUCACGUCAGUCCUGCCUCUCUGCUUCUGAAGUAUAAGAGUCACUGGAGGCUCUGGAUAACCAACCACUCUCUCCCCUGGGCCUCAAGGACCAUGCUGGUGGCUGUUCUUCUCUCACUGGCCCUGCUGGGCACCACUGAGGCUUGCGAAGGGCAGUCAUCCUCCUUCCAGACUGGCAUUGUAUGCAGGAUCACCAGACCAGCCAUCUUGGUGUUGAACCAAGAAACCACAAAAGUGAUUCAGAAGGCAUUCCAGCGUGCCACAUAUCCUGACAUCAAGGGAGAGAGAGUUAUAUUGUUCCUGGGCAAAGUCAACUAUGGCCUAUACAACAUUCAGAUCAGCAACCUGUCCAUCUUCAGCAGCCAAGCAGAGCUGAAGAGAGAGAAGAGCAUAGACAUUGCAAUUCAGAAUGUGUCUGUCAUCUUCAAAGGAACCCUCCAAUAUGACUACAAUGCAGGAUGGCUACUGGAAGUUCAUCAGUCUGUUGACUUUGAAAUCGACACUUCACUUGACCUUCAGAUCAAUACCCAGCUAAAUUGCCAUGCAGGGCGUGUGCAGGCUGACACCUCCGACUGCUACUUGUCUUUCCACAAGCUGAUCCUACGUCUCCAUGGAGAAAAACAACCAGGCUGGAUUGAACAGCUGUUUACAGACUUCAUCUCUUUCACCCUGAAGCUGAUCCUGAAAGGGCAGGUGUGUAAGGAAAUCAGUGUUCUUGCCAACAUCAUGGCCAAUUUUAUUCAGGACAGAGCAGCUAACUUCAUCACAGAUGGAGACAUUGGUGUGGACAUCUCCCUAUCCAGAACCCCAGUAAUCAAAGACAGCUACCUGGAGUCACAUCACAAGGGUUUCCUGAUGUACAAGAACCAGUCCUCAAGCUUUCAGGAUUCCACCUACACCCCAAACCUCCUGGAUGACUCUCGCAUGCUGUACUUUUGGUUUUCUGAUAAAGUUUUAAGCUCCCUGGCUAAGGCUGCCUUCCUGGACAAGAGACUAAUAUUGACCCUGACAGGAGAUGAGUUCAAGGCAUUGCUGGAGAACAAAGGCCUGGAUACCACCCAAGAUAUCUUGCAGGAGAUUUUUCAGGGUUCCUCCUUCAGUGACUCUCAGGUAGUGGUUCGAAGCCUGUCUGCCCCCCUUAUUACCUGCAAGCUGGAGGGCACCGUAGUGAAGUCCUCUGUAGGUGUGGAGAUCCAACUCCUCCGCCAGGACCAGACCCCUACUGUGGCAUUCUCUUUUGAAGAGGACAUUGUGACUGUCAUUCAGGCAUCCUAUGAUGAGAAGAAACUGAUUCUAGACCUCUCUGAUUUCCAGAUUCAGCACAAGUCUUUCCAUUCUGUUGCUGCAUUAUCUACGAGCCAAGAGUCGAUCCGGGACUUCCUGAAGACCCUUACAACCAUGGUGGGCAUUCCUGUGAUCAUCUCCUGGCUUGAGCCAGCACUCACAGCACUGUUGAACAGUAAAGGCCUGGACCUCUUUGACAUCAUCAAUCCUGAAAUUCUUACCAAAGAGGGUUAUCUGGUGCUCCAGAUGGACUUUGGAUUCCCCCAGCAUCUGCUAGAGGAUUUCCUCCAAACCAUCCUCUAGAAGACAGCCAGAGAGGGGCUGCCUGGACAACUGAACCAAAGGGAAAUUGGGGAAGGCUGCCUUGGUCCCCACACCUAUCAAAUGAGGAUAACCAUGAACACUUUCACAGUGGCACCUCACAGGGCUGUUGGGAGGAUUAGAUGAGCUCAUUGAUCCAAAUUGCUUUGUAAAUCUGCAAAGCUGUCAUUAUUCUAAUUAUUCUCAGUAGUAUUCUCACUGUUUGGUCCCCCUUGCCUGCAAGAAAAUAAGGCCAAGAAAAUAAGAAAGAACACGGGUGAUGUUUGCUGCCUUCUUGCCUCCCACCCCAACUCCUACUCCUACUCUACAAAGAAGCCAGAAGCCCUUACACGAGCCUAUUGGUAUCAGUCAUAAUGUCAUUAAAGCCUGGAGCCACACUCCCUCUUUAGUGGGAAACUGGGGAAGAUGGAGGCAUCUAUUUCUGUCCAAAAGCCUUUCGGUAAUCAAACUUCCCUCUUUGUCCUUCA
Messenger RNA from Trichosurus vulpecula (common brushtail), 2214 nucleotides. RefSeq names its product cholesteryl ester transfer protein (gene CETP). Gene Ontology annotation, cellular component: high-density lipoprotein particle. The coding region runs from base 236 to 1729 and encodes 497 amino acids. The transcript is spliced from 16 exons. Gene Ontology annotation, molecular function: cholesterol transfer activity; triglyceride binding; cholesterol binding. Gene Ontology annotation, biological process: high-density lipoprotein particle remodeling; very-low-density lipoprotein particle remodeling; triglyceride transport. The record is from RefSeq and is a predicted model, not a curated record. Lineage: Eukaryota; Metazoa; Chordata; Mammalia; Diprotodontia; Phalangeridae.